Phacochoerus africanus (Common warthog) is the source of this 2944-nucleotide messenger RNA. It is a transcript of the gene PLOD3, whose product is annotated as procollagen-lysine,2-oxoglutarate 5-dioxygenase 3. Gene Ontology annotation, cellular component: endoplasmic reticulum. Gene Ontology annotation, biological process: peptidyl-lysine hydroxylation. Gene Ontology annotation, molecular function: procollagen-lysine 5-dioxygenase activity; L-ascorbic acid binding; procollagen glucosyltransferase activity. The record is from RefSeq and is a predicted model, not a curated record. NCBI's taxonomy places the organism in Eukaryota, Metazoa, Chordata, Mammalia, Artiodactyla, Suidae. The transcript has 18 exons. Bases 360 to 2669 code for a protein of 769 amino acids.
AGUUUCCUCAAGUGUUAGGCGGGCUGUGGGGCCAGCGGGCUCCAAAAGUCUUCGUCUUAGGAUCGCGGGCCCCAGCCGCCGCCCUUCCACCGCGUCUGGGCCGGUCGCCCCCUCCGUUCGUUCAGCUCCGCCAGCGCCCCGAGACAAUUCUCGCCUUGUCUAGGGCGCCGGCAUCUCGAGUUUUCUGUAACCUUCGGCUACGCCUUUUUUCCAGGGCGGAGCCCCAACACGGCUCCUCCUUGCAGCGGGCCGCACAGCAGCCCCGGUCCUUUUUCCCAGAGCCCCUCUCCGGAGUUGGGAUCCAGGCGCACAGCCCGAGCUGCCUGCCGGCCUGUGUGCCCCUCGGCUCUCUCCACGCCAUGGCCUCGGGCCCGGGACUCCGGCUCCUGCUGCUCCUGCUGCUGAUGCUGUCGCCUCCUCCUGCGGCCUCGGCCUCAGAUCGCCCCCGGAGUAGCGACCCCGUCAACCCAGAUAAACUGCUGGUGAUCACCGUGGCCACAGCCGAGACAGAGGGAUACCGGCGUUUCCUGCGAUCAGCAGAGUUUUUCAACUACACUGUGCGGACCCUGGGCUUGGGAGAGGAGUGGCGAGGGGGUGAUGUAGCCCGAACAGUUGGUGGAGGACAGAAGGUCAGGUGGCUAAAGAAAGAAAUGGAGAAAUAUGCAGACCGGGAGGAUAUGGUCAUCAUGUUUGUGGACAGCUAUGAUGUGCUUCUGGCUGGCAGCCCCUCGGAGCUGCUGAAGAAGUUUGUCCAGAGUGGCAGCCGCCUGCUCUUCUCUGCAGAGGGCUUCUGCUGGCCCGAGUGGGGGCUGGCGGAGCAGUACCCUGAGGUGGGCACGGGGAAGCGCUUCCUCAACUCUGGUGGAUUCAUUGGCUUCGCCCCUGUGAUCCACCAAAUCGUUCGCCAGUGGAAGUACAAAGACGACGAUGACGAUCAGCUGUUCUACACUCGGCUCUACCUGGACCCAGGACUGAGGGAGAAACUCGGCCUUAGCCUGGAUCACAAAUCUCGGAUCUUUCAGAACCUCAACGGAGCUCUAGAUGAGGUGGUGUUAAAGUUUGGGCGGAAUCGUGUGCGAAUCCGGAACGUGGCCUACGACACGCUUCCUGUUGUGGUCCAUGGGAACGGUCCUACUAAGCUCCAGCUGAAUUACCUGGGAAACUAUGUCCCCAAUGGCUGGACUCCUGAGGGAGGCUGUGGGUUCUGUGACCUGGACCGGAGGACACUCCCGGGGGGGCAGCCUCCCCCCCGGGUGCUUCUGGCCGUGUUUGUAGAACAACCUACCCCGUUCCUGCCCCGCUUCCUACAGCGGCUGCUGCUCCUGGACUAUCCCCCUGACAGGGUCACCCUCUUCCUGCACAACAACGAGGUGUACCACGAGCCACACAUUGCCGCCUCCUGGCCACAGCUCCAGGACCACUUCUCAGCUGUGAAGCUGGUGGGGCCUGAGGAGGCCCUGACCCCAGGCGAGGCCAGGGACAUGGCCAUGGACACUUGUCGGCACGACCCCAAGUGUGAAUUCUACUUCAGCCUGGACGCUGAUGCCGUCAUCACCAACCCGCAGGUCCUGCGCAUCCUCAUUGAAGAGAACAGGAAGGUGAUAGCACCCAUGCUGUCCCGCCACGGGAAGCUGUGGUCCAACUUCUGGGGAGCCCUGAGCCCUGACGAGUACUACGCGCGCUCAGAGGACUACGUGGAGCUGGUGCAGCGCAAGCGAGUGGGCGUGUGGAACGUGCCCUACAUAUCGCAGGCCUACGUGAUCCGGGGGGAGACCCUGAGGACAGAGCUGCCCCAGAGGGAGGUGUUCUCGGGCAGCGACACUGACCCGGACAUGGCCUUCUGCAAGAGCGUGCGGGACAAGGUGAGCGGGACCUGGGGCUCAACGCGGGGGUGCUGGGAGGCAGCCCCCUCAAUCUCUGUCACCCUUCUCACACCCUCCCCCCUCACCCAGGGCAUCUUCCUCCACCUCAGCAAUCGGCACGAAUUUGGCCGCCUCCUGGCCACUUCCCGGUACGAUACAGACCACCUGCACCCCGACCUCUGGCAGAUCUUCGACAACCCCCUGGACUGGAAAGAGCAGUACAUUCACGAGAACUACAGCCGGGCCCUUGAAGGGGAGGGACUCGUGGAACAGCCCUGCCCAGAUGUGUACUGGUUCCCUCUGCUGUCGGAGCAAAUGUGUGAUGAGCUGGUGGAAGAAAUGGAGCACUACGGCCAGUGGUCAGGAGGCCGGCAUGAGGAUUCAAGGCUGGCUGGAGGCUACGAGAAUGUGCCCACCGUAGACAUCCACAUGAAGCAGGUGGGCUAUGAGGACCAGUGGCUGCAGCUGCUGAGGACAUAUGUGGGGCCCAUGACCGAGAGCCUGUUCCCAGGCUACCACACCAAGACCCGGGCGGUCAUGAACUUCGUGGUCCGCUACCGGCCGGAUGAGCAGCCCUCUCUGCGGCCCCAUCACGACUCAUCCACCUUCACCCUCAACGUUGCCCUCAACCACAAGGGCCUGGAUUAUGAGGGAGGCGGCUGCCGUUUCCUGCGCUACGACUGUGUGAUCUCGUCCCCACGGAAGGGCUGGGGGCUCCUGCACCCUGGCCGUCUCACCCACUACCAUGAGGGGCUGCCCACCACACGGGGCACUCGCUACAUCAUGGUGUCCUUUGUCGACCCCUGACACUCAACCACUCUGCCCAACCUUCUCUGCCAUUGUGCCUUCUCGCGCUCCCUCCUCGGAGGGGGUGUGCCCUGCCUCUCGGCGCAUGUUCCGUGUGUCUGGGACUGAAUGUGUUGCCCUGCCCCCACCACACGGCCCUCGGCCCUCGGGAAGCUCAGGAAGCCCCCUUGCCCUGCUCCUCAGCCCCCAAGCAUUCCCAGGGAGAGGGCUUCUAGGGGUUCGCCAUGUAAUAAGUUAUUGUUUCUCAGUCUUCCUCAAUAAAGGAGGAUUUGUAA